AUGAAGCUCUUCUCAAUUCUACUUCGGGUCGGCCUGCUGGCCGCGGUCGCAAGCAGCUCGCCCACAAGCUUCGACGAGUUGAUUACACCCGCCGCGCCCCUCAAGCGCGCUGCCCAAGCUAUCACACAGGUGACCAACUUCGGCGCCAACACGUCGGGGACAAAGAUGUACAUAUAUGUGCCAUCCAAACUUGCAACCAACCCGCCAAUCAUCGUCGCGAUCCACUACUGCACCGGGACCGCACAAGCGUAUUAUAACGGCUCGCCCUACGCGUCACUCGCCGACCAAAAGGGAUUCAUCGUGAUCUAUCCCGAAAGCCCUUAUAGCGGCACUUGCUGGGAUGUGAGCAGCCGGGCGGCACUGACGCACGACGGUGGUGGGGAUAGCAAUUCUAUCGCGAACAUGGUGACGUAUACACUCAAGCAGUACAAUGGAGAUGCGAGCAAGGUGUUUGUCACGGGCAGCUCGUCAGGGGCGAUGAUGACGAAUGUCAUGACAGCAACAUACCCUGAACUCUUCGCCGCGGGUAUCCCUUAUUCUGGAACUCCCGCCGGAUGCUUCUAUAGCCAGUCUGGUGCUGUCGACGCCUGGAACAGCUCCUGUGCGAGUGGGCAGAUUCAUAGUACCCCAGCAAUAUGGGCAGGGAUGGUGCGUAACAUGUAUCCGGGCUAUAACGGCAGCUACCCAAAGAUGCAGGUCUACCACGGCAGCGCCGAUACGACUCUGUACCCAUCAAACUACAACGAAACGAUCAAGGAGUGGGCUGGAGUUUUUGGUUUCGACUAUACUAAGCCGGAUACCACUGCUGCGAAUACGCCGCAGAGCGGAUAUACAACAUAUAGCUGGGGCAAUCCGGUCAAGCUGCAGGGAAUUUACGCCAAUGGGGUCGGGCAUACAGUACCUAUUCGGGGAGCCGAUGACAUGAAAUUCUUUGGGUUGUAA
Messenger RNA from Diaporthe amygdali, 942 nucleotides. RefSeq names its product carbohydrate esterase family 1 protein. Gene Ontology annotation, cellular component: extracellular region. Lineage: Eukaryota; Fungi; Ascomycota; Sordariomycetes; Diaporthales; Diaporthaceae. The transcript has 6 exons. The record is from RefSeq and is a predicted model, not a curated record. Bases 1 to 942 code for a protein of 313 amino acids. Gene Ontology annotation, molecular function: hydrolase activity.